Molecule: messenger RNA, 8943 nt
Organism: Canis lupus familiaris (dog)
Lineage: Eukaryota; Metazoa; Chordata; Mammalia; Carnivora; Canidae
Gene: GSE1
Product: Gse1 coiled-coil protein
Exons: 17
Coding region: 99-5222 (1707 amino acids)
Source: RefSeq, a predicted model, not a curated record
AGGGGGCCCCCGCCGACGGCGCCAAGGGAGGCCCUCCCGGCAGGGCCCCCAAGGGCCCCGAGAGCAGGCCGGCUGCGGACGCCCGCGGGAGCUACUGCAUGUCGGAGGACAGCGACAUCAACAUCACCAGCGAGGAGGAGGACCGCAAGGAGCAGCCUCUCUCGGGCCCCAGAGACAAGGAGAGCGGCGGCUGCGUCCCCUGGGGCUCGCUGGCGAGCCGGGCGGCGCCACCGGAGGGCCUUUGCUGCUACAUCUGCGGGUCGGCCCUGGCCCCGGCCUCGCAGCACCAGAUCCACGUGCAGAAGCAGGAGAAGCUGGCCCAGGCCCCCUUCUUCCCCUUCCUGUGGCUGCACAGCCCCCCUCCGGGGGCCCAGCCCAUCAGCGACGGAGGCAGCACCCUGGUGUGCCCGUGCUGCUUCUCCUCCCUCAUGCAGCAGUGGCAGAGCUUCGAGCUGGCCAACGUGCCCGUCCUGCAGCGACUGUACGUCGUGCCUCUGAACAGCCACGCCCCCGGCAUGGCCUCCAAGGGCCGGAGGCUCCCAAGGGAAGACGGCCCGCCUGCGGGGGCCCUGCCCGAGGCCUGCUACCUCUGCGGGGAGGACUGUACCCAGGACGCCCGGGCCGUGGCCUUCAGGAUUCUCAACGGCAGCGCCCGGGGCUCCAUGCAUUUCCCCUUCCUCAGCCUCCUGCCCUGUCCCCCCAACGCCCGGGGCCCCAACAAGCGUUGCGAGGUCCGAAGCUGCCCCAAGUGCUUCAGCGUCCUGGAGGACGUCUGGGCCCUGUACCGGGCCUGCCAGAACGAGGAGCUUAUCACCUCCGUGCAAGGCUUCCUGGGCAGGUACCACCAGGCCUUCUCCGCCUCGGAGCCCGCUCUCUGCGAGCCGCCUGCACCGGCCCGGGGCAGCCCGGCAUCUGUCUGCUACAUCUGUGGGGCCGAGCUGGGCCCUGGGAAGGAGUUCCAGCUCAACGUGAACCCCUCCAGCCGCCUGGGCGAGAAGGAGCCCUUCUUCCCGUUCCUCACCGUUUACCCGCCCGCCCCCCGUGCCAGGCCCGCCGACUCCACCGGCCUCGUGGCCACCUGUGUGCUCUGCUACCACGACCUGCUGGGCCAGUGGCUGCAGCACGAGGCCCGCAGCGCCCACCACACCGUCAGCGCCUGGUCUCGCCAGUACCAAGUGGAGACGUUCGUGUGCUUCUUUUGCCAGCAGGAGAAGAAGCGCUGUCUCGGACUCAAGGCCCUGCGGCUGGCGCGGCUGCCCUUGUUUCUCUAUACCCUGCGAGCAAGCCACAGCCUGCUGGUGGACGAUGGGCGGCAGCUGAUCAUCGGCGCCUGUGUGGAGUGUGGGACCCUGGUGUGUGCUGGCCCGGGGCUCGCCCGCCAGGGGUCCGUGGGUUGGAGCUCCCCAGUGGCAGCGGCGAUGAAGGUCACAGCUGCAUCUCUUGAGGCAUCAACAACUGUCCACCCUCCAUCCAGGGAGCCUGAACCCCGGCCAGGCGCCCCAGCAGAGAGCACGCCCAGAGGCCCCAGGCCGGCCCAGGAGCCGGGGCCCACCCGGUGUCAGCAGAGCAGCGUGGCUGGGGCCGCAGCGGACCUCGCAGGCACAGGCAUGAGCCAUGAGCCCAAGUCCCCUUCACUAGGGAUGCUUUCCACCGCGACCAGGACCACCGCCACCGUCAACCCCCUCACCCCCUCGCCGCUCAAUGGCGCCCUGGUGCCCAGCGGCAGCCCCGCCACCAGCAGCGCGCUGUCGGCCCAGGCCGCGCCGUCCUCCAGCUUUGCCGCCGCGCUGCGCAAGCUCGCCAAACAGGCGGAGGAGCCCAGAGGGUCUUCACUCAGCAGCGAAUCGUCCCCCGUGUCCUCGCCGGCCACCAACCACAGCUCCCCCGCCAGCACGCCCAAGCGUGUGCCCAUGGGCCCUAUCAUCGUCCCCCCUGGGGGCCACAGUGUGCCCAGCACGCCCCCUGUGGUGACCAUCGCCCCGACCAAGACCGUCAAUGGCGUCUGGAGGAGCGAGAGCCGGCAGCAGGACGCCGGCUCUCGGGGCAGCAGCAGUGGUCGGGAGCGCCUCAUCGUGGAGCCCCCGCUGCCCCAGGAGAAGGCAGGGGGCCCAGCCAUCCCCUCCCACCUGCUCAGCACCCCCUACCCUUUCGGCAUCUCCCCCAGCUCUGUGGUGCAGGACUCACGCUUCCCACCACUCAACCUCCAGCGGCCCGUGCACCACGUGGUGCCCCCCAGCACGGUCACCGAGGACUACCUGAGGAGCUUCCGGCCUUACCACACCACCGAGGACCUCCGCAUGUCCUCCCUGCCUCCCCUUGGCCUGGACCCAGCCGCUGCGGCCGCUGCCUACUACCACCCCAGCUACCUGGCCCCACACCCGUUCCCCCACCCGGCCUUCAGGAUGGAUGACUCCUACUGCUUGUCAGCCCUACGGUCCCCUUUCUACCCCAUUCCCACGCCCGGCUCCCUGCCUCCCCUGCACCCGUCGGCUAUGCAUCUCCACCUCUCCGGGGUCCGCUAUCCCCCUGAGCUCUCCCACUCGUCCCUGGCAGCGCUGCACUCAGAGCGGAUGUCCAGCCUCAGUGCCGAGAGGCUGCAGCUGGAUGAGGAGCUGAGGCGGGAGCGCGAGCGGGAAGCUGACCGCGAGCGGGAGAAGGAGCGUGAGCGAGAGCGGGAGAAGGAGCGCGAGCGGGAGAAGGAGCUGGAACGCGAGCGGGAGAAGGAACGGGAGCGGGAGCUGGAGCGCCAGCGGGAGCAGCGGGCCCGUGAGAAGGAGCUGCUGGCGGCCAAGGCGCUGGAGCCGGCCUUCCUGCCGGUGGCUGAGCUGCACGGGCUGCGGGCCCACGCCCCCGAGGAGCGGGGCAAGCCCUCGGAGCAGCUGACCCCGACCCGAGCAGAGAAGCUGAAGGAGGCGGGCCUGCAAGCACCGAAGCCCGUGCAGCACCCCUUGCAUCCCGCGCCCGCCCCCCACCACACCGUGCCCAGCCUCCUCUCCAACCACAGCAUCUUCUCGCUGCCGGGCAGCAGCGCCGCCACGGCCCUGCUCAUCCAGCGCACCAACGAGGAGGAGAAGUGGCUGGCGCGGCAGCGGCGCCUGCGGCAGGAGAAGGAGGACCGGCAGUCUCAGGUGUCAGAAUUCCGGCAGCAGGUGCUGGAGCAGCACCUGGACAUGGGCCGGCCCCCGGUGCCCACGGAGGCGGAGCACAGGCCGGAGAGCGCCAGGCCGGGACCGAACCGUCCAGACCCGGGCACCCGAGACCCCCCGCAGCACUUUGGCGGGCCCCCGCCACUCAUCUCGCCCAAGCCCCAGCACCACUCUGUGCCCACGGGCCUCUGGAACCCAGUAUCCCUGAUGGACAGCACUCUGGAGACGCGGCGGGCCCCUGAGAGCCACCCCCUGCACAGCCAUCCCGCUCCGUUUGAGUCCAGCCGCCAGGCAGCCGUCCCACUGGUGAAGGUGGAACGGGUCUACUGCCCAGAAAAGGCGGAGGAGGGGCCCCGGAAGCGAGAGGCCACCCCCCUGGACAAGUACCAGCCACCCCCAAGAGAGGCAGGGAACCUGGAGCACCAGGCCUUUCCUCACGGGCCCGGGCCCUUCCUGGCUGAGCUCGAGAAGUCCACCCAGACCAUCCUGGGCCAGCAGCGGGCCUCCCUCACCCAGCCCGCCCCCUUUGGGGAUCUCACUGGGCCCCUGAAGCCAGGCUCGCCCUACCGGCCUGCAGCCCCACGGGGCCCCGACCCCGCCUACAUCUACGAUGAGUUCCUGCAGCAACGGCGGAGGCUGGUCAGCAAGCUGGACCUGGAGGAGCGCAGGCGGCGUGAGGCCCAGGAGAAAGGAUACUACUACGACCUGGACGACUCUUACGAUGAGAGUGACGAGGAGGAGGUCAGGGCCCACCUCCGCUGCGUGGCCGAGCAGCCGCCCCUCAAGCUGGACACGUCCUCCGAGAAGCUAGAGUUUUUGCAACUUUUUGGCUUGACCACCCAACAGCAGAAGGAGGAGUUGCUGACCCAGAAGCGGAGGAAGCGGCGGCGGAUGCUGAGGGAGCGAAGCCCGUCACCCCCGACGAUUCAGAACAAGCGGCAGACGCCUUCACCGAGACUGGCACUGUCCACCCGCUACAGUCCUGAUGAGAUGAACAACAGCCCAAACUUCGAAGAGAAGAAGAAGUUCCUGACCAUCUUCAACCUGACUCACAUCAGUGCCGAGAAGAGGAAAGACAAAGAGAAACUUGUUGAAAUGCUCCAUGCCAUGAAGCAGAAGGCACUGUCCGCAGCAGUGGCAGACCCACUCAGGAACUCUCCGAGGGACAGUCCUGCUGUCUCCCUGAGCGAACCAGCCACGCAGCAAGCCUCUCUGGAUAUGGAGAAGCCUGUGGGUGUUGCUGCUUCCUUGUCUGACGUCGCAAAGGCCACGGAGCCUGGGAGACCGGAGCAGCUCCGGCCCCAGGAGCUGUCGCGGGUCCAGGAGCCCGCUCCUGCCAGCAGCGAGAAGGCUAGGCUGAACGAGGCCCCUGGGGGCAAGAAGAGCCUGAGCAUGCUUCAUUACAUCCGGGGCCCUGCGCCCAAGGACAUUCCCGUGCCACUGUCCCACAGCAUCAAUGGGAAGAGCAAGCCAUGGGAGCCCUUCAUGGCGGAAGAGUUUGCACAUCAGUUCCAUGAGUCUGUGCUGCAGUCCACCCAGAAGGCCCUGCAGAAGCAUAAAGGGAACGUAGCUGUGCUGUCUGCAGAGCAGAACCACAAAGUUGACACGUCCAUCCACUACAACAUUCCCGAGCUACAGUCCUCCAGCCGACUCCCUCUGCCCCAGCACAAUGGGCAGCAGGAGGCCCCCUCCGGGAGGAAGGGCCCCCUCACACAGGAGAUGGACCAGGACUCGGAGGACGACGAGGAAGACGGAGAGGAGGACGAGGACGAACCCCCCAGGCGCAAGUGGCAAGGGAUUGAGGCAAUUUUUGAAGCUUACCAGGAACAUAUAGAAGAGCAAAACCUGGAGCGGCAGGUGCUGCAGACACAGUGCAGACGGCUGGAGGCCCAGCACUACAGCCUCAGCCUCACAGCCGAGCAGCUCUCCCAUAGCAUGGCGGAAUUGAGGAGCCAGAAACAGAAGAUUGUUUCAGAGAGGGAGCGACUCCAGGCAGAACUGGAUCACUUGAGGAAGUGCCUUGCGUUGCCUGCAAUGCAUUGGCCUAGAGGUUACUUUAAGGGAUAUCCUAGGUGACGGUUUCCCUUGCACUAGGCCGAACCUAUAGUAUAGAAAUAUUAUCUAUUUUAUUACCUUGAAUAUUUAAUAUUUUUCACUGGGAGGUUUGAAGCUUAAAAAAAAAAAUGAGAAUGUGCCAUGCAUGAAGCAAAGGAUUCCAGGCUCCAGAAGAACGAACGAACUCGCCUUGACUUCAAUGCACCUGAAUCACCUUUGUCAUUCAGCGAGCAACCAAUGUAGGACGCCCAUAGUUCUUUCUUUUUAAAGGUGGUUUUAUUCUUCCCCCAUCAUUAUUUUCAAAUCUGAAAGUGAAGGCUCCCUAUACCAACACUAAAACUUGAUCAUUUCUGGCCCCUGGGUGCGUAAGACUGGAUCAGACCGAGCGUGUUCUGUUCCUGGUGUGGCCGUGUGAGCACUCCCCAAUAACCCAGUCUGCUUUCGCUGCAGCGUGGGGCCGGCCUCGCUCCUCCACAGGACUGAGACCUGCUUCAGCUGGAAGAAGGUGGGGUGCAUUUCCAGGAAAGGGCUUAUUUGUUUGUUACUUUUCUGCAAAAUUUUCUUCAAAGCAACAGGUCCUAGGAGCACACAAAGCAACAGUACUAAAGCCUCACCCAAAGGCUUUUCCCUGGAAAAGCUCUCCUCUAAAGUGCAUCAACAAACUGAAGGUACCUUUUUAUUACUCCGUGGGGGAAAAUGUACAGAGCUCUAUGUAUACAUAUGUUCACACCCACCAAAUUGUUACUGCAGUGGGCUGUGUUUUCAUACAAACGUAAAUUUUGAGAGAAAAGUCAAAGGUGCUUCAGCCUUGUACUGUGUAUAUAUAUUAAAAAAAACAAAGUUUUGUAUGUUUUUAUUACUUUAAUUAUUGUUAUAAAAAGCCUGCCAUUUUUAAUAUGUGGUUUGGGGGGAUUUUUGUUUGUUUGUUUUCCUGUUUGGGGGUUUUGUUUGUUUUUUUGCUUUUGUUUUUCUGGGCAAAAAAACUUGCUUUUAGUGUUUGUACUGCUGCUGGUCAGGACAUUAAAAUAUUGAAGUGUUUUUAAAAAUUAAAGAAGAAGAAAAGUAAAAGAGCUUACCACUGGCGCCUAUGCGAUCACUUCAUUUUUGAGUUGCACCAGAAAGUGAUGUAGAAAGCCAUGUGUUACUUCUUACCUCCUCCUGUCCCCUCCCCCUGGCUCUGGACAGCACCCAGAACCAGUUGCUAUUGAGGAGGGGCUUGUCCCCAGGCGGGAACAAGCAGCUGUCGUGUAUGCACCUGUGCGUGCACACGGCUCUGUUGAAAGAACCGGUCAGGAAGUGAGCGAGUUCUGUGAUAGGAUUCUAAGGUGUCUUACAGCAGUCUGAGAACAGGUGCAAAGUAGAAACUUUAGAAGCUUUAUUUAGAUGCAAAGCUUUGUAAAAGCCUAAAAGUAGGGUAAACAAUGUCUGAGCUGAACUUCUCCUCCUCUCGAACUUACAUGGUCAUGAGCAUAGGAGCAGCUGGGAAUGCCAUCUCAGUGCGAAGCAGUGUUUCCUCCUUGUCCCAGUUACUGCUCAUUCAGGCAGUGUCUACUCUAGAUCAAGCAGGUAACCUCUUGCCGAAUGGGCCCAAACCAGAGACCCAGAGCAGCCAGUGGUUGGUCUGUCAGGGGUGGGAGUAGAGGCAAGAAUCUUGAUGGCCGCUGUCCCCUUCACCCUGGGUCAGGGGAAGGGCUGGCUGACCUUCAGGAAGGCUACUCACUGUGAUCAGUGGCCGCGCCCUCAGCCCCAGACCUUAGCUGUGCAGAACAGCUUGCUGGCAGAUGGCACUGUGUUGCUUUAUCUGUUCCCACACCGUUUGCUUUGUAUGUCUGCCAAGAAUCUUCCAGUUAUUAGCAAACUCAGACAAAAAGUGCCGCCAGUAUUAUCAGCAGUCAACAAGCGCCUUCCUCUCCACAAAAACGACUUGAAGAGAACGAAGGCCUGUUCUGUGGGCCUCCUCCCCUGCAAAGACAUUGAGAGAUCAACAUGUUCCACAAGUGGGGACAGGUGUUCAGAGGGAGCUCUACUGCCAACAGUCAGAGAAACUAUUAUUGAAUUUCUCUAAAAGUCUGCUUGCUAUUUCCAGUCUGAAACAGCAAGCUUAAGAGUUAUAUCUUAGCACCUCCCUCCCUGUCCCCCACCCUACCCCCCAAAAUCACAGGAAAGGGCUGGAUGCCCCUGCUAAUCAGCUUGGCAAUGGCCAGAGGAAACAGGAAGUACAGCCCAGCCCUUCACCAUCCAAGGGGAGCCCCUUGUUGGGCUUUUCUGUAAUGGGAGGAGGUCGCGGGGUAAAGGGAUGGAGCUAUACAGGGGAGGUCUCUGCCCGUGGGUUACAACCAGCUGUGGGUACAGCUCUGUCCCAGAGCUAGAACUCUUCUUGUUCCUUCCAGCUGGAAAUACCACCUCCCCCCCCCCCCCGCCUGCCUUCAUGCUUUCUGUCACUCUGACUCCCCCACAUGCUCACCUAUCUGUAAUAAGACAAUCAGAAUAUAAACCAGUAAGGCAGCAUGAAAAAGCUAAGGUAAGAAAGCAAAGUACACCAGUGAGACCUGGUGCCCAAUCAUGGUUUUUUUCCCAUCCCAUAAUCUUCAGAUGAUUCAGAAACAGCACAGCAGCACCUAAGUCUUCAGUUUGGGCUGAAAAAUUGACAAAUACAUAAUUUCUGAAGCUUUCUGUUCAGCUAGUUCACACAGUUUAAAAGACAAAGUUCAGAAGUACACCAAGUUUGCUCUAGAAUUGUUUAUGCAACUUGUGUCAGUAUUUUCGUGAAGACUUCCGUCUUUCACGACCUUGUGUCUUCCUACCACACCUGGAAGCUCCGGCUGCCAUCUGUCCUAAAGGGGACUGCACUCAACUUCCAGAGCUGAGGCGUGUGGUUCCACAUUUAAUCAGAUCAUUAGAAACAAACCAGAGCUCUCCCCAAAACUUGGCACUAUAUAUAACCUGAUCAUUUGGAAAUAUUUUGUUUCAUAAAGCCAAAUGGACAUAAAAUAUCUCAAUCCAUGAUCUCCUAGAGGUGACCAAGACAGGACUUAGUUUUUUCCUCUAGAAAGAAACUAGACACUUAAUUGGCAUUUACAUUCUAGAGGAUUAUAUCCUAAAGCAAAUUCCAAAAACAUUAAAAGGAGCCCACGCUUUCAAUAGCCGAGAAUUACAACACAAGAAAUCCCAAGUUUGUACAUGGAAUGGUACUUUCCUCAAGUAGCUUAAUCAUGCUGCCAAAUCUCAAAAAUCAGAUACCCCCUUUCACCUCUGAGCUGUUUUUAAGUAGAAAAUUCUAAGGAUCUACCACAAGAUGGAGAUGGUCAGCAUAAGCCGAUUCUGUUACUCUUAGGUGUAUAUUAGCCACUUAGCCAUCCCUGCACUCUUUUUCCAGGAAACCAGUUACUGACUUCCUCACUACUUGCAGUAGCCUGUCUGCCCCAACUUCUUGAUCCAACGCUUAAGUGAAACUCUUCUCUCUGCCUUGACCUGAGGAAGACCAUCUAAUUGGUUGUGUUACUUUGUAUGUACCCUGUGCUUAAUUGCUAGAACAGUAAAACCAGUACAUGGGAGGGAGGAGGAAUGCCUCGGUCACUCUGGGGGCAGUUUAGAUGCUGUGAAAUUAAACCUGUUCUAAGUGUACUUGUUUGAAUUAAUUGUAUUGUAAUAUUAUUUGUUGAAUGUAGUAAUUAGGUAUUUAUGAAUAUAUUGCUGUAAUUUCUGACAACAUCCAAAAAAUAAAAUCUUCCUAAAUCAUUAA